CGCCCCUGCGCCGCCCUGCGCUCUUCUCUCCGCUCCUCUCCGCUCCUCUCCGCUCCGACUCCGCUCGCUCCCCGCGCCGGGGCCGCCGGCCCGGCAUGAAGGUUCUCCGGCACAAGAUAGAGCUGCUCACAGGGCUGCUGCUGCAGGAGAUGACCAUGGCGGGGCUGCAUGAACUGCGCUUCACUGAGGAGAAGCCACUGCUGCGUGGCCAGGAUGCUGAGCUGGACAACUCGGACGUGUUCCUCUCUGCUGCUGACACAGACUGGAAGGAACACGACAUUGAGACGCCCUAUGGGCUGCUGCACGUGGUCAUCCGGGGCUCACCCAAGGGGAACCGCCCUGCCAUCCUGACGUACCACGAUGUGGGCCUCAACCACAAGCUUUGCUUCAACACCUUCUUCAACUAUGAAGACAUGCAGGAGAUCACAAAACACUUUGUGGUGUGUCACGUGGAUGCGCCAGGCCAGCAGGCAGGAGCCUCGCAGUUCCCUCAGGGGUACCAGUACCCAUCCAUGGACCAGCUGGCUGCCAUGUUACCCAGCGUGGUGCAGCACUUCGGAUUCAAGUAUGUGAUCGGGAUCGGUGUUGGGGCAGGAGCCUACGUGCUGGCCAAGUUUGCGCUCAUCUUCCCCGACCUGGUUGAAGGGCUGGUCCUCAUGAAUAUUGACCCCAAUGGCAAAGGCUGGAUUGACUGGGCAGCUGCUAAGCUCUCAGGCCUCACCAGCACACUGCCAGACAUGGUCCUGUCCCACCUGUUCAGCCAGGAGGAGCUGGUGAACAACACGGAGCUGGUGCAGAGUUACAGGCAGCAGAUUGGCAGCGUGGUGAACCAGUUCAACCUCCAGCUCUUCCUCAACAUGUACAACGGCCGCAGGGAUCUGGACAUCAACCGGCCCGGCACUGUGCCCAACGCCAAGACACUGCGUUGCCCUGUGAUGUUGGUGGUGGGAGACAACGCUCCUGCUGAAGAGGGUGUGGUGGAGUGUAAUUCCAAGCUGGAUCCCACAAACACCACUUUUCUGAAGAUGGCGGAUUCUGGUGGGCUGCCCCAGGUCACACAGCCCGGCAAGCUGACCGAAGCCUUCAAGUACUUCCUGCAAGGCAUGGGCUACAUCGCCCACCUGAAGGAUCGGAGGCUGAGUGGAGGUGCAGUGCCGUCUGCCAGCAUGACCCGCCUGGCACGCUCCCGCACAGCCUCGCUCACCAGCGCCAGUUCUGUGGAAGGUGCCCGACCGCGUGCCUGUACCCAUUCGGAGAGCAGCGAGGCCAUGGGGCAGAUCAACCACACCAUGGAGGUAUCGUGCUGAGGCCCGUGGCUGCCACCACCGUUUCCUCCAGAGCCAUUUCCCAUACGUCAGCAUCCCGCCAGCACCCACCCGCCCCGCGGACGACCUCUGCCAGUGCUCUCGCUCCCCUGGGGUUGAUUUAUCUUCUUUGCUGUUGGCCUCCCUCCUUCACUGGGCACCAGAGGAGCUUCUCCUUGUCAUCUGCAGGCUCUGAGUCCCAGCUCAGCCCAAUAGUCACACGUGGCUCUGUCUCAGUUCUCACCCUCCCCAGCACUGCCUCGGCCCUGGUGUGGAAGGGAGGAUGGCAGGAGGACGUGGCUGGGAUGGGUGAGCGGGGGUGGAAUGGGGGAAUGGAGCAGGACAGUGGGACAUGGGCAGGACAGCAGGACGUGAGCAGAACAGCAGGAUGCAGAGAGGUAGGUCGGUCUCUCAAGGGUGGCCAAGCCAGAAGGAAGCCAGGGCUGGGGUGCUGCGCUUGGUCAUUUUGGGGAGAGCACAGUGCCCAUCCUGGGGCCGCAGCUCCCAUUCUCCCCAGCAGCCGUUCCCUGGGCACUGCGUGGGAUCUCUGGCACGGGCAGGACCUGCAGCCCGGGUGCACUGGGCAUCGUGAGCAAUUGCAUCCUCCCUGUGCCCCUCCCUGCCAUGCACCUUGGGGGCUGCCCAGGGCAGGGGCAGAGGUCCCAGCCUGAGCCAUCAGGGCAAAAGGGGGUCACGGGCAUCCCCCCAGCCCACAUCCCAUGCACAGUGCUGCCUGGGCCCUGUUGCAAAAAGGUCAGUUGCUGCCUGCCACCAAAAAUGCAAUGUGGGGGCAGUGUCUGCCCCUUGCCUCACCCGGUCCCUGAUGUGGUGGCCCUGGUCUGAGGCCACCAAAGUUCAGAGGCUGCUGGGUCUGGGAUCACCAUGAGCAUCCACCCCCUCAGCCUUUGGCUGUCACUGCAGCAGAGCCAUUAGCAAUAAGAUGAGACCACCCCACUCCAGGAAACCCCCUGCACCCCUGCCUGGCCCCUCAGAGCACCCCACUGUGGCGUGCCGGUUCUGCAGGGUGACCCCAUGGCACACAGGGAACGUUCCACACCUGGCUUUGUCCAUGGGAGAUGGUUCCCCCGUGUCUCACCUCUGCAGGGAGCGGGCCAUGAAGGGCUUGGCUCUAAGCAGUCUGCAAGGCCCCAUCCAGCCCCAGGUGGCAUGGACAGCCACAUCGUUGUGUAACCCUGCGAUCGGCCACCCAGCCCAGCUCCUCCUGUGCCUGGGCCAAAGGAGAGCCCAGCUCUGGUGAUGGGUGCUGGGGGUCUCAUGGCGGCCCUGGGACAGGAUCCACCUGCUCUGGAUCAUCUGGGCUGGAGCAGGUCCCCUGCAGCCCCCUGAAGCACUUUCCCCACAGGCCCUCGCCCCCAUCAAGGGGCCACAGGGCUCCCAGCAGGUGCUCGAGGGCUCCUGGCCCCAAGGCCGGCACUUUGGUUCGGACCCCAUAACGCUGACGAUGCCAGUGUCCCUGUUUUCCCCCAUUCACUCUGCUACGUGCUUCCUUCUUGGUGUGACUCUAAAUGCUAAGCAGACUUUUUUUUCUGUAGAUACCACUGCGAUCACCCAUUUCUCAGCGUGUCCUUCAGAUGAUAUAUAUAUAAAUACCUAUACAUAUUAUAUAUAUGGGGUUGUCCGUCCCUGACCUUUGGGUUUGCGCCCCCUGUUCUCUCGUACAAGUGGUGCCGUGUGGUUCCAUUUGAGGUGGUCUGGCCGUGCUUGCCUUCGGUUUCCCACCUGGGUUGUGUUGGUUCGUUCUGUUCCCUCUGUGGUUUGUUCUUUUGAUUUUACUGGUUCUCCUCUUUUCCCAGUCACAUCAGAAUCGAACGCAUUUCCCCCUUUCCCUGUCUGAGCAAAACUGGUUUUGUCACAGUGGUGUCGAGGCCACAUUUCUCACACAAGAAGGCAAUAUGUAAACCAGAUUUAACUAACCUGUCGCUGUAGAGAGGAUUUACUGUAUUGGAAAAAAAAAAAUAUUAAUAAAUAUGAUAAGAAUCUGC
This is a messenger RNA of Lagopus leucura (white-tailed ptarmigan), 3307 nucleotides long. It is a transcript of the gene NDRG4, whose product is annotated as NDRG family member 4. The transcript is spliced from 17 exons. Bases 96 to 1307 code for a protein of 403 amino acids. Gene Ontology annotation, cellular component: cytoplasm. Lineage: Eukaryota; Metazoa; Chordata; Aves; Galliformes; Phasianidae. The record is from RefSeq and is a predicted model, not a curated record. Gene Ontology annotation, biological process: positive regulation of ERK1 and ERK2 cascade; brain development; signal transduction.